AUGCCAGACCAGAAUGCGUCUCAUGAGAGCCCAGGACGAAUCGUCGUUGUGAUUGCUGGAAAAAACAACGAGCAUGCCAAUAUCUCUCAAGAAUACUGUGUCUUGGGAGAGUAUCAGGUGACGGAUCUGUGGCUGGAGAAUUUUCCCGACUCUGGCUCGGUACAAGCUUCUAAAGCUGUGGCCUCUUGGAUGGUGAGGCUGGAAGCCGAGUUCAACAAGUCAUCAUGGGCUGAGCAUUGCUCCCCCCCUCCUAAAUGGUGA
This is a messenger RNA of Pestalotiopsis fici W106-1, 261 nucleotides long. RefSeq lists its product as uncharacterized. NCBI's taxonomy places the organism in Eukaryota, Fungi, Ascomycota, Sordariomycetes, Amphisphaeriales, Sporocadaceae. The record is from RefSeq and is a predicted model, not a curated record. Bases 1 to 261 code for a protein of 86 amino acids. The transcript is spliced from 2 exons.